CGUUGUGGUGGCCUUCCAAGACGAAUUGAGUUUGUGCUCAUCUUCCUCAGCUUCAAGAACCAGCCAGCCGCCUCCGCACCGUCUCCUCUCUGAUCCCCACGGCCGGCGCGCGAGCAUGGUUAUUUCGGUUCAUCGCCCGGUCGGUGUCAUGGAUGCCGCCGUCGUCGCACAGGGAGAUGUGACACCGUUCCCCUCCGCUGCGGUCUCCAUGAAUGCUCCAUACCACGCCAUGGGCGAGAUCCAGGCAGGAGGAGAUGAUUUAGCCACUGAGGAUGAGGAUGGUAACCGGCCGGUGCAUAUCAUCAGACUGUUCCAGAUUUUCAUGACCGGUGACGCCGCAGGUGCUACUACUGAGCCGAGGAUAGCUGAUCAUCCCGUCUUCUCCACCAAGUUCAUUCUCGACUCGGGAGCCACUACGCAUGCCACGGGAAACAGGUCCCUGUUUCCCUGGCUGUUCCCAGUACAAGAGGGUGGUGAGAUUAUUGCCGCCAAUGGGCACGGGUUAGCAGUUCGCGGCUUUGGGCCCGUGGUCAUGGAGAACUUCAGGUUGAAUGGUGUCCUCUACGUCCCCGGCCUCUCCUGCAACGUCAUCUCCCUGUCGAAGCUCAUCGAGCUUGACUACGGCGUGGCGUUUUCCCGCGCUGGAUGCCUGAUCAAGGACCUCAGGACCGGCGAGAUAGUUGGGAACGCCAGCCUCGUUCGGGGGUUAUACCAUUUCGAUCGGCUGGAGAUUCCACUGGACAGGGCCCCAGCAGUGGCGCCAUAGGAGCCUCUGACAGGCAGAUAUGAGCAUAGUUAGUUCAUAACUGGAUGUUGAUCGAGUGCUGUGAUUUCUGCCUGUCCUUUAUCUGUGUGUGCAUGUGCUGUGUCUGUGAUGCUAUUGGUUGCAUCCUCGUCAAUGGUAACCGAACCCGGGACAUACUUAUGGGCGUCGCAAGUGUGUCAUAUCUGAAAUAAAAGUAACGGAUGGUUAACAGAAAUGGCAUCAAUCUCUCUUACCGCCAGCGCCAAUGAUGCUGUCAGAAUUAUUGUCAGGAGUUGCGAGGCUCCAUCUCCUCUCCCAUGAUUUUCUUUUCUUUCCUUUCUUAAUUCGCGAUUUCCACUCCCGUUUAUUUGAGAUGCCGUCUGUAUAAGCAAUGCAUUUAUAUAUG
Setaria italica (foxtail millet) is the source of this 1151-nucleotide messenger RNA. RefSeq lists its product as uncharacterized. The coding region runs from base 116 to 766 and encodes 216 amino acids. Lineage: Eukaryota; Viridiplantae; Streptophyta; Magnoliopsida; Poales; Poaceae. The record is from RefSeq and is a predicted model, not a curated record. The transcript is spliced from 2 exons.